UUGAAAUAACGCCAGACGCCACUGGAACUAAUAACAAUGCACUGAUAUUUUAUUUGGAAAAACACCGGAGGAUUAAAUUACAGACCCCAUUUCUCCAAUCAGGUGUCCUGGACAGGCUUGGUACCAUGUUGGACCACGCUGACGUGAGCUGUACUCCGGAGGAGCGCGUGCGGGCCCUGACCAAAUUGGGCAGCACGGUGGACAUGAACGAGGACGUCCCCGCCCGCCGUUACUUCCGCUCGGGGAUGGAGAUGAUCCGCAUGGCUCACGUCUACGCCGAGGAGGGCAACACGGAACACGCUUUCGUCCUCUACAACAAAUACAUCACCCUUUUUAUUGAGAAACUUCCUCAUCAUCCAGAGUACAAAUCAUCCAGCAUCCCAGAGAGGAGAGACACCCUGAAGAAACUGAAGGAGGUCGUGUUCCCUCAGGCGGAAGAGCUGAAGAAAAGGUUAUUGAAGAGAUACCAAGAAGAAUACGCCGAAUUUCUAGUGAAAAAGAGGGCAGAGGAGGCGGUGCUGCAGAAGGAGCUGAUGAGGCAGAAGGAGCUAAGCGUGGAGAGACAGCGCGUGGCCGAGAUGCAGCGCAGGCAGAGGGAGCAGGAGCAGUUCAGCAUCUUCGAGGAGAUGAUUCACCGUCGGGACCUGGAACGGGAGCGCCAACGCGUCCGCGAAGGCUUCGGCUCCGCCUCCUCCCCCCAGGCCGACGCCCCGCUCAUCCCCGGCAUCGGCGGCCCGCCUCUCCCCUUCUCCGAUUCCCCCACGCCCCCCGAGAGCCCCGUGUACCCCUCCCUUAAUCACGCCAACGCCCCGGCGUCCAAACCUGCGGCGGCUCCCGCGUUUGACCGCUCUCUGAAGCCUGGGUCGCUGCACAGGACGGACAGCAUCUCUCUGGUGGACGGGCUGAGGCAGCUGGCGGUUCCGGCCGGGCUGUGUGAGACCUUUCUCAGACUGGCCGACAACAACACGGUCCGCGGCGUGGAGACCUGCGGCAUUCUCUGUGGCAAACUGACCAGGAAUUCUUUCACUGUGACGCAUCUGAUAGUACCUAAGCAGCGUGGUGGGCCGGAUCAUUGUGACACAGAGAAUGAAGAGGAGUUGUUUCUGAUUCAGGACCAGUAUGAUCUCAUCACACUGGGCUGGAUCCAUACACACCCCACUCAGUCAGCGUUCCUCUCCAGUGUCGACCUUCAUACCCACUGCGCCUAUCAGAUGAUGCUCCCAGAAUCCAUUGCCAUCGUCUGCUCUCCCUCGCCCAAACACAAUGAAGUGGGUUACUUCAGACUAACAGACAGAGGUAUGGAAGAGAUCUCUCGUUGUAAACUGAAGGGCUUUCACCCUCACUCCAAAGAUCUCUUCAUCGACAGCACUCACAUCAUUCUAAAACAAGGCUCCGUAAACAUCCUAGAUCUGCGCUGAGUCACGAGACUAUUUUAACUAUGGUACAAUGAAGAACUUCUUUUUUCUGUUGUUGGUUUUUUUUUGUU
This is a messenger RNA of Chanos chanos (milkfish), 1486 nucleotides long. RefSeq names its product STAM binding protein b (gene stambpb). Gene Ontology annotation, molecular function: metal-dependent deubiquitinase activity; protein binding; K63-linked deubiquitinase activity. Bases 126 to 1418 code for a protein of 430 amino acids. Lineage: Eukaryota; Metazoa; Chordata; Actinopteri; Gonorynchiformes; Chanidae. Gene Ontology annotation, biological process: protein K63-linked deubiquitination. The record is from RefSeq and is a predicted model, not a curated record. The transcript is spliced from 10 exons. Gene Ontology annotation, cellular component: endosome; cleavage furrow.